Molecule: messenger RNA, 2325 nt
Organism: Sycon ciliatum
Lineage: Eukaryota; Metazoa; Porifera; Calcarea; Leucosolenida; Sycettidae
Product: endoplasmic reticulum chaperone BiP-like
Exons: 6
Coding region: 97-2079 (660 amino acids)
Biological process (GO): endoplasmic reticulum unfolded protein response
Cellular component (GO): cytoplasm; membrane; endoplasmic reticulum lumen
Molecular function (GO): ATP-dependent protein folding chaperone; ATP binding
Source: RefSeq, a predicted model, not a curated record
AAGGCCACUUUGGAGAGGUUGUUCCUUCUCAGCGCAGGGGAAAUUGUUUCGAGUAGGUGUUGUCUUGAGACUGCCAGUUUUCAAUUGAGUGUAGCUAUGCGGUUUCUGUGGAUUGCCUGCCUUGUGGCAGUAGCCAUUGCGGCUGAUGAGAAAGACCAGGAUGCUAAGAAGAAGGAGUAUGGUACCGUGAUCGGUAUUGAUCUUGGAACAACGUAUUCCUGUGUCGGUGUGUUCAAGAAUGGACGCGUUGAGAUUAUUGCCAACGACCAGGGUAACCGUAUUACUCCCAGCUACGUAGCUUUCACUGCUGAUGGUGAUCGUCUGAUCGGAGACGCCGCCAAGAACCAGCUGACUUCCAACCCCGAAAACACCGUCUUCGACGCCAAGCGCCUUAUUGGUCGCUCGUGGGAUGACGACAGUGUCAAGAAGGACCUCAAGUACUGGCCGUUCAAGGUCUCCGAGAAGAACUCCAAGCCCCACAUCUCCGCCGAGGUCAAGGGCAAGCAGACUCUUUUCGCCCCUGAGGAAAUCAGCGCUAUGGUCCUCACCAAGAUGAAGGAGACCGCCGAGGCUUUCCUGGGUACCAAGGUCACCCACGCCGUUGUUACCGUCCCCGCUUACUUCAACGACGCCCAGCGUCAGGCCACCAAGGAUGCCGGUAUCAUCUCUGGCCUCAACGUUCUCAGAAUCAUCAACGAGCCAACUGCUGCCGCUAUUGCUUACGGACUGAACGAGAAGGGAGGUGAGAAGAACAUCCUCGUCUUCGACUUGGGCGGUGGUACCUUUGAUGUGUCUCUUCUGGUCAUCGACAAUGGUGUCUUUGAGGUCGUCUCUACCAGCGGUGAUACCCAUCUUGGUGGUCAGGACUUUGACAACCGUGUCAUGGAGCACUUCAUCAAGCUCUUCAAGAAGAAGAAGGGAAUGGACAUCCGCAAGGACCAGCGUGCCGUUCAGAAGCUCCGCCGUGAGGUUGAGAAGGCGAAGCGUGCCCUCAGCUCUGCCCAUCAGACCAGAAUCGAGAUUGAGGCUUUCUACGAUGGCGAGGACUUCUCCGAGACUCUGACCCGUGCCCGCUUUGAGGAGCUCAACAUGGACUUGUUCCGCUCUACCGUGAAGCCUGUCCAGCAGGUCCUCGACGAUGCUGACCUUGGCAAGACUGACAUCCAUGAGAUUGUCCUGGUCGGUGGCUCCACUCGCAUCCCCAAGGUUCAGCAGCUCGUCAAGGAGUUCUUCAACGGCAAGGAGCCAUCCCGUGGCAUCAACCCCGACGAGGCCGUCGCCUACGGUGCAGCUGUCCAGGCUGGUGUGCUGAGCGGUGCCAGCUCAACUGGUGACAUGGUCCUUCUCGACGUCAACCCUCUUACUCUCGGUAUUGAGACCGUCGGCGGUGUCAUGACCAAGCUCAUCCCGCGUAACUCUGUUGUGCCAACCAAGAAGUCCCAGAUCUUCUCCACCGCCGCUGACAACCAGCCCACCGUCACCAUCCAGGUGUUCGAGGGUGAGCGAUCCAUGACCAAGGACAACAACCUGCUCGGCAAGUUUGACCUGAACGGCAUUCCCCCAGCACCGCGUGGCCAGCCCCAGAUUGAGGUCACAUUCGAGAUCGACGCCAACGGUAUCCUCCAGGUAUCCGCUGAGGACAAGGGCACCGGCAAGAAGGAGAAGAUCACCAUCACCAACGACAACAACCGUCUCUCCGAGGAGGAUAUUGCUCGCAUGGUCAACGACGCCGAGAAGUUUGCUGACGAGGAUGCCAAGGCCAAGGACAAGGUUGAGGCUAAGAACGAGCUUGAAGGCACUGCCUACUCACUCAAGACUCAGCUCAAUGACAAGGAGAAGUUGGGUGGCAAGGUCACCGACGAGGAGAAGGAGACUCUCCUUGAGGCCGUCGAGGAGGCAAUCAGCUUCGUCGAGAAGAACGCCGACGCUUCGCCAGAAGACCUGAAGAACCAGAAGAAGGAGCUCGAGUCCAAGGUUCAGCCAAUCAUUAGCAAGUAUGGUGGUGCCGGUGGUGCUGGUGGUGCAGGUGCUGGCUCACCACCACCCCCACCGUCCUCCGAAGACAAGGAUGAACUGUAAAUUUAGUACCAACUUACCUAGGCUCUUUUCUAUUUUACCCAAUCAUAUCGGAACCUUUUCAUAUUUCUACAUAAAAUCUUCACAUUUGACCAAAACAUUUUAUGCUGUAGCGUGACCUUGAAUAUUCUUGGGUGCCUCCGGCAAUAACCUCAUGUGACAUUAUUGCAGUUUUUUUUGCUCUGCAACUACCUCUGAAAGACUGACCAAGAACAAUAACACUGAAAUGUUGGUGAUCAUGCUCGAUGA